AUAUUUAGGUCAAGUUGUAAAUAGAACGGCGUGGCGUUGCAUAAAGUUUAUUUCCUGACUUUCGUGUCAGCAUAUUGUUUAAGUUUUGUGAUUCCUUGGUCGCGUGUCUCAUUACGAUCAUGUCGAAUUCGGUGAUUACAGACAGUUUUAAGCACACAAAGAGAGUAGGGAGGCAAGUAAAGAAAGAAGAAACGGCAACAGUUGGGUCAAGCAGAGGUAACAAGACACAGCAAGCGAUAGACCUUGAACUCCUUCGACAAUUUGACCUUACAUUGGAGUUUGGACCUUGCAGUGGAAUAACAAGGAUGGAGAGGUGGGCCCGAGCUGAGAAACAUGGACUGAAUCCUCCACAAGGAGUAAAAGAUUUGUUGGAACAAAACUCGCAUGAUGAAGAAUACACACAGUGUUUGUGGAAAGAUUACAGCAUCUGAGCCAGACCCUUCCUAUGAAACAGUUAAAUCAUGAUGACAGCAUUUUGACAUCGACCAUAUUGUUCACUGGGUACAAGAUAUGUCUUCAAACAUAAUGUCAUCAGCUAUUUUGUUCAAAUGGUAGCAUGUUUUAUCAUGAAAUAUAUUGUUGGUUUUUUUUCAUGUUUUAUCAUCCAUUUUCGUGCCACCGUUGCAGUAACAGCUAACUUACAUGUCUAUGUAUUCAAGUAGGAAGAUUUUGUCACAAUAUUCCGUCAUUUCAGUAUGUUCUAUUGUUGUCAUAGUCAAAGCUUUAUGAAAGCAUGCAUGUUUGUCUCAGCUGACAUGUCAGAAAGAAUGAGUGCAUGAUUUUUUUUUAAAUCAUAUUAUGCAUUUAUUGUCCUGAUUGUCGUUAUGGUAUCAGAAACAGUUAGGAUAAUUUCAUAAAGUGUGUGAAGCCUAUUUCUGGUUUCCCCUACCAUGAUAUUGCUGGAAUAUUGCUAAAAGCGGCGUAAAACGAACUUCACUCACUCACUCACUCACCAUAUAGCUGGAAUAUUGCUGAGGGUAACGAUGAACAACAAACAAGCACUCAACAUGGAUGUUUUCUUAACUGUAAACAUGUCCACAAGCACCAAGAGAAUAUCCAGGCUAUUGUGUUUUUUUCAUAACAAUUGGUCCUGUUCAGGAUGAAAUGUAGAUGUAGCCAUUUAGAUGGACUGCAUCUGAACAUAUCUGUCUUAUGCCAAAGCACAGAGACUCUCCCAUGUCUCGCAAGUGCAGUGACAAAAUAAUCAGACUUCUGUAUUAGUUCCACAAUGUUUUAAGUCUUCAACCUAACUGAUGGAAGAUAUGAAUUUUUCCCAUCCUGCAUUAGAUGCUAUCUGAUUUAUGACGUAGGCGUCGGGUAGCCUAGUGGUUAAAGUGUUCACUCGUCAUGCUGAUGACACAGGUUUGAUUCCCCACAUGGGCACAAGGUGUUAAGCAUAUUUCUGAUGUCCCUUGCCGUGAUAUUGCUGGAAUAUUGCUAAAAGCGGCGUAAAACCAUACUCACUCACUGAUUUAUGACAUGUGAUCAAGUUUGUCGGUGAGAGGACAUAGGAUUUUUUCUACACUCAGCAAUAUGUGUUCUCCAGGGACUAGGUUUCCAUGUACAUCUUAAGGCAAACUUCUGCUUCCCAGUCAGCCUUAAUAUGGAGCCCCUGGCCCCAACCCUUUUUUGAGUUCGUUUUAGUUGUGCCAUGUGAUCACAGAUUGGAUUUCUUUGUGUAUGCCAGUGAGAAAGCUGAUUUACAUAUAUCAACAAAGAAAUAGAAUUUUGACGAGAAUAUAUUUAAAACUGUCCAGGGACUGAAGCUGUGGGUAUAAUUGAUGGUCACAUUAUUUGUCAGAUGGUUAGCUAUUCUGUUAUUAAUUUGUUUUAUGAAAAGGAAUUAUUUGUUUUGUACUUCUGAGUUUUAGUUUAUUGUUUUAUUUGAAAUUGUGAUAUUUCUUAAGUUUUGUGCCAUUUUGUUAUGUUAGUGUUAUAGAAAUUAAUAGUGUUUCAGUACAGGUGUAUGCAUAGAUAUUGAGAUAUACAAUGUAGAAAGUGUCUUGCUGUUUUCUGUUGAAAGAUUGUUGUAUACCUUUGUGUGUCAGCAUGAUAUGCCGGUACCUGUAUAUCAUAUCUCGAUUUUCUAUAUCAUAGAAAAGAUGGAGCAAUAAACUUGAAUAUGUGA
Messenger RNA from Haliotis rubra (blacklip abalone), 2128 nucleotides. RefSeq names its product DNA polymerase delta subunit 4-like. The transcript is spliced from 4 exons. Bases 120 to 431 code for a protein of 103 amino acids. Gene Ontology annotation, cellular component: delta DNA polymerase complex. NCBI's taxonomy places the organism in Eukaryota, Metazoa, Mollusca, Gastropoda, Lepetellida, Haliotidae. Gene Ontology annotation, biological process: DNA synthesis involved in DNA repair; DNA-templated DNA replication. The record is from RefSeq and is a predicted model, not a curated record. Gene Ontology annotation, molecular function: DNA-directed DNA polymerase activity.